CUCAGUGGACACAGACACAGACCCAGAGACAGAAGGGAGCAGAAUCUUUAUAGAGGCACGGACACAGGGUUAGAAGGAAGAAGGCACGAUUUGGACACUGGAGUUGCUGAUGCCAUUCAGGCACAGAGAUAGGAUGGACCUGCUACAGCAAAAACUCUGGGAGGUGACUCUCCUUGUCUAUUUAAGUGGACUUCUCCAGUGGGAUGUAUGCGUGGGCCAGCGGGUGGUUGAGACGCAAAUGGGACCGCUGUUUCGGGUGAAGGGCUAUACCGUAACCAUCUCAUGUAACGUCAGCGGAUUCAGGGGACCUCCACAGCAAAAUUUCGAAUUUUCCAUCUUCGGACCGUCCCAACAAGAAGUGAAGAUCAUCAGCACAUCUGACCCGAACAUUGCGUAUGCCAGAUAUUCCAGAAGGGUGAGGGAAGGGGACAUCAAUAUCACGCGGAUAUCGGGAUCAUCUGUGCUGUUGUACAUCAAAACUCUGAGGGAGGAAGAUACCGGCGAGUAUGAGUGUUACACCCCCAGCACUGACCCAACCUACUAUGGCAGUUACAGCGCUAGGACUAAACUCAACGUGAUCCAGGACAGCCUGGUUGCCUCCUCCAGCCCUGAUGACCUCAGGAAGCAUGAGGGAGAUUCCCUGCAGCUGCAGUGUGAGGUAUCCAGCCAAACCUUUCAGCACACCCACCUGUCCGUCACCUGGUUCCUGCAGAGCGAUCAGGCCGGGCCGCCCCGUCCCAUAAUCACCCUGGCCAGGGACUUCACCGUCAGCCCCGGGGACGAGUUUAAGGAGCGCUAUAGCGCCGGCCACAUAGGCCUGGUCAAGCUGGAGGAGACCACCUACAGGCUGAGCAUCACACAACUGCAGCUGUCAGACCAGGGGUCAGUCUACUGCGAAGCCAGCGAGUGGAUCCAGGACCCGGACAGGUCCUGGUAUAGAAUCGCCCAGAAAAAGAGCAAAGCUUCUGAUAUCUUGGUCCAGCCAUCAGGUGAGAUAUCGGACGCGAAUACGUUCAGCACUCGCAUCGAGGCCCCUAAGUGGCAGAUACAAGAAGGAGACGUUUUUGUGUUAACAUGUGCCGUGGACGCCCAAAACAUUGUGGACCGGUACUUCUCUGUGGCCUGGCUGAAAGACAACAAGGAGGUGGCCCGAAUAGGACCCACCGGGGUGCCAUCUAUGGCGUCCGACUACAAGCAGAGAGAGGGUGAGGGAGAGGUCAAGGUGCUGAAACACAGCGACAGGGAUUACCUGCUGACCAUCCGGCUGGUCAGGGCUGAAGACGGGGGGCAGUACCAGUGCAGAGUCUGGGAGGAGGUGAAGACAGAGGGGUCCUUCACACAACAGCAGAGCCAGGAGUCCAGUGUGCAGAGCCUGAGUGUCACAGUCACAGGAAGCAACCUGGCUGUGUCUGUGCUGAACCCAAACAUAACCAUUAACGAAGGCGAUGUUCUGCAAGUCACCUGCAGAGUGUCGGGGGCCCAUGGCCAGGUGUCCGUCUCCUGGCAACAGAGGUCAAGGCAGGGCACCUUCAUUGACAUGAUCAGCCUGAGCCAUGCUGGGGUGAUGACACCGGGGUCACGGUACCUCCAGAAGGUGCAGACGGGUGACGUGCGCAUCUUCUGCGGAACGCCUGACUCCUUCACUCUGGAGAUCGCCAACACCCUGCCAUCUGAUGCCGGGACCUACAAGUGCACGGUGUCAGAGUGGGUGACAGAAACCAAUGGCAACACCAGAAAGAUGGACAGCAAAUCUCAAGAGUCAACUGUUUACGUCCACUCCUUGGAUUCUCUUAUACGUGCUGAUUUAAAAAGUCGCAAUGUAAUCGUCAGGGAACUCGAGGCAGUAGAAUUGAUCUGUAGGGUGAAAGGCCCGAAGAUUCCUCUAUCUGUAACAUGGAAAUUCCAGCAGACUGACUCGCCAUCCCAGGAGGAGAUUGUGUCUGUUCUGUACACCGGCGUCAUCACCUGGCAGAGAGAGAGGAGAAACUAUCAGCUCAGGACACUGGUGCAGGAGGGAGAGACCAUCUUUGGCCUGAGGGUCUUCAGAGCCAGCAAGCGGGAAGCGGGAAAGUACCAGUGCAUGGUCGAAGCAUUCCUGAGACAAACACAGCGACUGUCAAAACUCUCCAAUGAACUGGCAGUGGUCGUCCGAAAGCCUGAGAGCCGACUGUCCGUCUCAAUCAGUCCCCCGUCCCCUGUGGAGCGCGCUGCCGGCACAGAUUUGCGCGUAGACUGCGCCGUCCUCACGGCUACCUCCAAUUCUUCCCGCUUCGCCGUGUCCUGGCUGUUCCACCCCGAGGGCGAGAAAAACCGGACCCUGCUGAGUGUGGACCGGGACUCCGUCCUGGGGCCGUCAGCAGGGGACAAGUACAGCCUCAGGAGGCUAGGGGUGAGGUCAUACCAACUCCUCCUGCAGCGGGCCGAGACUGGUGACAGCGGGCGGUACAUCUGCAGGGUGGAAGAGUGGCUACAGGACUCCCAUGGAGAAUGGUACUCACUGCCGUCACAGUCUGCUGCCAUGGAACUCAUCAUCAGCUCUGAAAGCAGCCAUGUCAGUGUCCUUCAGGGUGACACAGAGAUCACAGUUGGAUCAGGUGAGCAGCUAAACAUCAACUGCACCAUGGACUCCAGUGGGUGGGUGUCCAAGUCUCUCUACUCGGUCACUUGGUUCUUCACCCCAGAAAAUUCCUCCCCCAAGGCGACGCUGGCAAAGAUCAGCCAUGACUCCGUGUUGGAAGUCAAAGAUGUGAGUGAGGACAGGCUAGCACGGAUGCACUUUUACAAGCCCACCAUCGACACCUUCAGACUGACCAUUCAGAACGCAGACGAGGGGGACAGCGGGCAGUACUCCUGCCAGGUGGACGAAUUCCAGCUCAAGAGCAACGAGGGUAGCUGGCUGCAGACAGCCACCGACCAAUCAGGAUUCACCAUCGUCAGUGUCCAACAAAUAGGCAGCCAUGUCAGUGUCCUUCAGGGUGACACAGAGAUCACAGUUGGAUCAGGUGAGCAGCUAAACAUCAACUGCACCAUGGACUCCAGUGGGUGGGUGUCCAAGUCUCUCUACUCGGUCACUUGGUUCUUCACCCCAGAAAAUUCCUCCCCCAAGGCGACGCUGGCAAAGAUCAGCCAUGACUCCGUGUUGGAAGUCAAAGAUGUGAGUGAGGACAGGCUAGCACGGAUGCACUUUUACAAGCCCACCAUCGACACCUUCAGACUGACCAUUCAGAACGCAGACGAGGGGGACAGCGGGCAGUACUCCUGCCAGGUGGACGAAUUCCAGCUCAAGAGCAACGAGGGUAGCUGGCUGCAGACAGCCACCGACCAAUCAGGAUUCACCAUCGUCAGUGUCCAACAAAUAGGCAGCCAUGUCAGUGUCCUUCAGGGUGACACAGAGAUCACAGUUGGAUCAGGUGAGCAGCUAAACAUCAACUGCACCAUGGACUCCAGUGGGUGGAUGUCCAAGUCUCUCUACUCGGUCACUUGGUUCUUCACCCCAGAAAAUUCCUUCCCCAAGACGACGCUGGCAAAGAUCAGCCAUGACUCCGUGUUGGAAGUCAAAGACGUGAGUGAGGAAAGGCUAGCACGGAUGCACUUUUACAAGCCCACCAUCGACACCUUCAGACUGACCAUUCAGAACGCAGACGAGGGGGACAGCGGGCAGUACUCCUGCCAGGUGGACGAAUUCCAGCUCAAGAGCAACGAGGGUAGCUGGCUGCAGACAGCCACCAACCAAUCAGGAUUCACCAUCGUCAGUGUCCAACAAAUAGGUACCCCUGAGCCCUCGAGCUCAGCAGGAUGGUUACUUAGCGUGUACCCUUGUGUCAUCGCUGUCCUGAUCCUGGUGGUUGUGUUUCUCAUCUACAAAAUACGGAGGGCUGGGCACAGCUCUGCUCCAGGUCGGAAUAGCCAGGCGAACUCGCUGUGGGCAGAGAGUAACCCACUGAAACCCGUUCCGGAAGCCUGAGCACGUGAGGCUUCACCGCUGCUCUCAUUUCAGGCAUGGCAAUGAGAUGCAAACGCCCUCACAGCAACUGGAAGAGUUUGUACUCUUCUAUGUGUGCUUGUCAAAAUGCUUCAA
Megalops cyprinoides (Indo-Pacific tarpon) is the source of this 4078-nucleotide messenger RNA. RefSeq names its product immunoglobulin superfamily member 3-like. Bases 110 to 3964 code for a protein of 1284 amino acids. The record is from RefSeq and is a predicted model, not a curated record. Lineage: Eukaryota; Metazoa; Chordata; Actinopteri; Elopiformes; Megalopidae. The transcript is spliced from 12 exons.